UCACCCAGACUGCGAGCGGAGCAAAGACCCUCCGGGGUCCCCGGGCUGUCGGUGAAAUGACACUUCAUCAGCCCUUAUUAUCAUGUGACUUUUGACCUUAGUCAUGUGACGGAGUGGACCGAUCCCAGCGAGCAACAUGUGAUCCCUUAAUGUUACCUGAGACCCUCCGAAAUUUAAAUAGGGAAAAUAUAAAGCAGCUUUUUUCCCGACUGUUCACCUUGCCAGGCUGACACGGGUUGUAAUAACAUGUUCCUCAUUUCAGUGACACUACUUCACAGCAAGGCGAGCUGAACAGAUCGGCAGCGAGGAUACUGAUUCGAGGAUUGGAGGCUAACGCUACCAAAGAAGCUCAAGGUAAACUAAACAGGGAUAGAGUGCAAGAAAAGGAAGAACAGUUGAUGGAAGAAAGGAAAAAAAGAAAAGACGACAAAAAGAAAAAGGAAGCCGCUUUGAAGAAGGCAAUUGAACAAAAAAAUAAAGUGCCAGAACCAACCAAGACCAGUCAAAGCCAGCCUCAGCCUGCCAACCCCAACAGCGGCACUUCCACAACCAGCAACAGUAGCAAUGCCAAGCGUGUCCCAGCCAACACUCAGCAGCAAGCCUUGUCUCGCUAUCCACCUCGUGAAGUACCGCCGCGCUUUCGACACCAGGAACAAAAGCAACUGCUGAAAAGAGGCCAGCAACUACCAACAGCUGAGACCACAUCACCAGUACUCAGUAAUUUGUCUGGAGGCAGUGCUGUUACUCUACACCCGGUAACCAACGGGCAGCUGCAAAACAGCAGCAAAACUCAGACAGGCAUGCCUCCCAUUCGGGAUUUGGUCAGCCACUCCCCUAACCAGUCAGAUUUGAACCACAGUGGUUUGGGAUCGCAUUAUGAAAACUCUCACUGGGGACCCGUCUCUACCAAUGGUGACUCUUCUACAAAUUGGGAUAAAGUUAUUGUAGACGGGUCUGACAAAGAAGCCUGGCCUUCAAUCACUGGCAGUGAUCCGGAGUUAGCUUCAGAAUGUAUGGACGUUGACUCUGCUUCAAGCUCUGGGUCUGAGAAGAACCUCAAUAUCAUGGCUUCGGGAAGUACGGAUGGUGAUAGCAACAGAACAAGCAGUGGAAACGGUUCUUCAAGUCAGUUUGUGGUUGGAAAUGUCGGCAAUAAUGUAGGAAAUGGAAGUAUUAACGGGCCUUGGGGUGGACCUCGAGGCCCUUUGUCAAGCACAUGUCAAGUUUCAGCAGAAAACGGAGAUGGCAAACCAGAAAGUGACCAUGGUAAACUGAAUGCUUGGGGCAGCAUAGGUUCCACAUCAACUACCAACCUGCGUGGUUGGCCUGUUGUAGAAAAUGAUGGAAAUGCUGUGCAAGGACCUAUGCCAGGUAGUAAUUCUGGCAACAAUGUUCAACGUAGCACUGUAGGUCAAAUCCUAAAUAAUCAGAGUGUUAAUAUGGAACUGUCAGUUCAUGGUUCUUGGGAAGGUAUGCAGGAGAAUUCAGAUGCAGAAGUUAAUGGUACAAGGAACAUUUCAUUCAGUGGUCAACCUCAAAAUCUUAACACUGAGAUGAAUGGACCAAAUAACACUACUAACCCUUUGACCUCUAGCUUACCAAACUCUACUAGUUCGAUGCAGACAAGUGAACUGCCUAAACUUACAGGGCCUGGGGCCUGGGGUGUAUCCUUAGGAAUGAGCACAGUAAACCCAUCUCAGCUUCAGGCCACUUCAGUUACAAAUGGCACUUGCGUUUCUAAACCAGGCAAUGGAGGAAUUGGCGAAGGAAUGAACAGUGGGACUAAUGGUACUACUUGGGGUACAUCUGGCACUAACUACUCUGGAGAAAAAUGUCCAGGCUUAAGCAGUAAUUUGGGACAAACUUGUGGCGACACUGUGAACGCAACUCUAGCACAAUCCGCUGUCAAUGGAUCUGGGAGUACUGCCUACAGAAGUAAUGGUGGAAGCAAUAGAGGGGGAGUUGCUUGGGAAUCUGGUGUGGUCAACACCCAUAAUAUGAGUUGGGGGGCAGGGAAUAAUACAGGCUCCGGGGGAACUAGAAGAGUCUGGGGAAACUUGGCACCGAACGCAAACACUGGCACUAAUGUCUCAAAUGGGGAAUGGAGUAAACUGCCUAACAAUCAGCAUUCCAAUAAUGGUCUAAAUGGAAGUUGUAACAGGAAGGGAACAAAUGGAUGGAAAAGUCUAGAUGAUGCUCUUUGUGGUCAAAAUCAGAAUUCUACAUGUCAGCCAAGUGAACAGAACAAUAUGUGGGUUAGAACUCCAUCAACUUCAGGUACAGCGGACAGUGAAGGGAGCACAGAGAGCACAGGGAGUCGACAUGAUAGAAUGAGUGUAGGAAGUGGUGAUGGCAAUAACAGACGUGGUGAAAAAAGGAAACCUGAUCAACCUGGAGUGGUCCAAAGUAUUCUGACUAGAACUGACUUGGACCCACGUGUCCUUUCCAAUACAGGUUGGGGGCAGACUCCAAUCAAACAAAACACUGCCUGGGAUAUUGAACCUUCAGCAAAGAGUGAGAAAAAAACUGACAAUGGAACAGAAGCCUGGGGAGGUUGUGUUUCUCAAACUUCUAACUCAGGGGGGUGGGGGGAUGGGCCUGGCCCUAUCAGUAAUGAUACCUCACCAGUGUCUGGAUGGGGCGAUCCAAAGUCUGCUACAGUCUCUUGCAACACAGGGUGGGGAGACACCAAAGGCUCGAGCAGUCAAGGGGGUUGGGAGAAUAAUUCUGCUGCUACAGGAUUGGUUAAGAGUAAUCAAACAUGGGGAGGUAAUAAAGAAGACAAGUCAGCUGCAUGGAAUGAUGCACAAAAGGUUAAGCAAGGAUGGGUUGAUGGGCAGAAAUCAAACCAAGGUUGGGGAAUUUCUGGAGCUGAUGGAUGGGGAGAAAAUUCAAGGAAUAGCCAGUGGGGGGAUUCCCAGAAGAGUAGUUCAGCCAACUGGGACAAUGAUGGUGAUAGAUCUGGGUGGAAUGAAUCUGGGAGACCAGGAACAGGCCGAAGCACUUGGGCAAGUAGCAACAGUUCAAACCCCAAUGGUACUUCAGGCUGGGGUGAGCCUGCCAAACCGAAUAGCUCUGCAGACUGGACUAAGCAGCAGGACAGUAAUGGCUCUUGGGGAGCUGCACCACCACCUAAUAAAUCCUCUGGCUCUGGCUGGCUCAAUGGCCCAAUGCCAGCUCCGCCAAAAGAGGAAGAACCUACGGGCUGGGAGGAACCCUCUCCAGAGUCUAUUCGCCGCAAAAUGGAAAUUGACGAUGGCACCGCUGCCUGGGGUGACCCGAGCAAGUAUAACUACAAAGGUGUGAAUAUGUGGAACAAAAACACACACAGUAGUGGCAACAACUCUGAGCAGCCAGCGCAGGUUCAGCCCUCGCCAGCACUGCAGCAGACGCCGUCACAACAGUUGCCGCAGCAAAUGCCACCGCCAAGUGCCAUGCAAAACAAAGAAAACAGUGGCUCUGGUUGGGGAGACCCUUGCAAUGUUCAGACAAACUCUGAAUCCUCUUGGGGAGAGCCACCAGCUCUAACUGCAACAGUGGACAAUGGAACCGCAGCCUGGGGUCAACCCAUGGACACAGGAACCAGCUGGAGAGAGCCAGUUAGUGACAAUGCUGGUACCUCUGGAUGGGGUAACACCCCAGCUGCCCCACCACCUCCAAAUAGACCUGUGCCCAAACCUAUGCAAGAUGGCUGGGGUGAUGAGGAAGCAUCAGUGCCAGGAACUCGUCACUCUAGCUGGGAGGAUGAAGAAGGAGAAUCUGUGAUGUGGAACAGCAACAUCUCACAGGAUAACACCACCUCUUCAAACUGGACAUCAAAAAAGAUAGCUCAAAAGGGCAUGAUGAAAGGAGGAAGCAAACAAGAUGAUAUGUGGAUGAAUCAAUUAAUGAAGCAAUUCUCUAACAUUGGAUUUCCUAGGGAGUCUGCUGAAGAAACCAAGAGCAAUAAGACGGACAUACCUGUUGGUAUGUUAAGAGAUAAAAGAAUGGAAAUGGACAAGCACAGCAUGAACAUUGGUGAAUACAAUGGCAUUAUAGGCAAAGGACAUGCUUCUCGUCCUCAGAUUUCCAAAGAGUCUUCCAUGGAACGCAAUCCUUACUACGAUAAGCUGUCUUUGUCUCUGUCCAAUCAAGAUGGCAUUAUAGCAGAAGAGCCCCAAAACAUAUCGUACAUGUCCACACCAAGCGUGAAGCUUCCCCUUUCAAACAGUGCACUACCUAAUCAGGCCUUUGGCUCAAUGGGGCUGGGCAUUCAAAACUUGAAUUCUGUUAGACAGAAUGGCAAUCCUAACAUAUUUGGCGGCAGCAAUGCAGCAGCACAAGCCAGGGGCAUGCAACAGCCUCCAGCACAACCUCUUAACUCAUCUCAGCCUAAUCUCCGCGCUCAAGUGCCUCCUCCAUUGUUAUCCCCUCAGGUUCCAGCAUCAUUACUGAAGUAUGCAACAGCUAAUGGGAGCCUAAACACUGCACUAUUAAAUUUUGGCCCCCAGCAGGUAGCCAUGCUGAACCAGCUCUCUCAGUUGAACCAGCUGUCUCAACUUUCACAGAUCUCCCAGCUACAGCGACUGCUGCUUCAGCAACAGAAGGCACAGAAUCAGAGGAACGUGCCUGGACCCAUGCGUCAGUCUCAAGAACAGGCUGCUCGUGUGCUCAACAUGCAACAGAUGCUGCAACACCCCCGUCAACUGGAAACAAGCCUCCUGAAGCAGCAGCCUCCGCCGCAGCAUCAGCCCUCCAUGAAGCCCUUCCCGGAGAACCUCAUGCCCCCCACCCCUCACGAGCUGCAAGCGAAAGAGCCGUCUUCGCUCAACUCAUACAGCAGCUACCCUUUAGGUGGGUUUCCACAACCCAGUCAAUCUGAUCCCGCAGUGUCACAAGCUGCUCACCUUUCCCCAAUGCCCUCUCAGUAUCCUAUACCUAAAAUGUUUCUUCCUGACAACAGUCCUAACCACAACCUCCUCAGCCCUCCACUGUGUAAUGCAAACAACCACAUACCAAGCUCACCCAUCCAUCAACAUGCAGGAAGGAAGCCUGUCACUCAAGAAAGGUCUUUGUCAAGAGGCUUGAAUCCAAACUUGAAUGUACCCCUGGAUUUCGGCAGUAUUGUUAACCUGAAAGAGCCGCAAUCCCAACAAUCCCGACUGAAGCAAUGGACUGCCUCAGAGAACCUUCCUGUUAAUUCCUCUCUAGAUCAAAACUCCAGCAAACAUGGUGCUACUUCAAGUGGUCUUAGUAUUUGUUCUGGCAAGUUGCUUGAAGAACCUCCUUUUGGUCACUUUGACAUUUCCAUGAACUCUCUGGCCAGUCCUCCUGGAUCUAUUGGAGAUGGCUGGCCAAGUGCCAAAUCACCCAGUGAUAAGCUGUCUAGCAAUGUUAAUUGGCCGCCAGAGUUUCGGCCUGGUGAGCCUUGGAAAGGUUAUCAGAACAUUGACCCAGAAACUGACCCUUACGUCACUCCUGGCAGUGUGAUGACAAGUCUAUCAAUCUCUACUGCCCGGGAUCUUGACCUCCUCAGGGACAGGAACAAUGGGUCGUCCUCAUCUAUGAACACCACGCUGCCUUCAACUAGUGCCUGGUCCCUUGUUGGUGCCUCCAGCUACAACAGUUCCCUUAGCAGUACAGCACAAAGCACUCCAGCCAGAAUUGGUGACCCCAAAUCCACUUGGUCUCCUGGUCCAGUUACCAACGCUUCCCUUGCUCAUGAGCUGUGGAAAGUCCCCCUGCCACCCAAAAACACUACUGCUCCAUCCCGUCCACCACCAGGGUUGACCAAUCAGAAGCCUUCGUCCUCAUGGGGAAAUAGCUCGCUGCGUGUGGGUGGAGGAUGGGGGACUUCAGAGUCCAGAUACAAUCCUGGUCCAAGCUGGGGCGACAUCAGCUCAGGGAGAAUAACCAAUUGGCUUGUUCUCAAGAACCUCACGCCUCAGAUUGAUGGCUCUACUUUGCGUACACUGUGUAUGCAGCACGGUCCACUAAUAACAUUCCACCUUAACCUACCCCAUGGAAACGCUUUGGUCUGUUACAGUUCAAAGGAAGAGGCAGCCAAGGCACAGAAAUCUCUACACAUGUGUGUUUUAGGGAACACUACCAUUCUUGCUGAGUUUGCCAGUGAAGACGAGAUUAAUCGCUUCUUUGCACAAGGCCAGUCGCUGACCCCCUCUCUGGGCUGGCAAUCUCUGGGAUCCAGCCAGAACCGUAUCGCAUCCAUUGACAGUUCCCACCCAUUCUCAAAUCGCAAUGAUCUCAAUCACUGGAAUGGUGCUGGGUUGUCAGGAACAGGUAGUGGAGACCUCCACGGCACUUCACUCUGGGGCACCCCCAAUUAUUCCACAAGCCUCUGGGGAACCCCAAGCAGCAAUGACACGCGGGGAAUCGGCAGCCCCUCCCCUAUCAAUGCUUUCCUCCCUGUUGACCACCUUGGAAGUGGAGAGUCCAUCUGAACUUUACUCAUGACUCGAACUGUGACCUCUACAUGAAAAGCAGCACUAAUAGGACUUUUCACCUACAGCGUGAGAGAAAUGGGGAGAAAAGGGGUCACCUGUGGAAAUGUUCCGUUCUGCACCUUUAUUUCCACUUUCUUUUAGCCCAGAACAUAUCAGUUUUAAUACUUGAAUCAUGCAGGCCAAUAGUUAAAAAUGUGAAAAAGUAUAUAUUUAUACUUCCAGAUAGUGCUAUCCAUUUAAAAAGAAAAAACUGCUUCAAAUGAGCUAGUUUGUGUGCACUCAUCAUGUUUGUUCCUUAAAUUCCAAAACUUUGAGUUAGCUGAUGGGAGUGUGAGCUGUUAAUCUGCACUGAGUACUGUCUCCCUGUCCGAUUGGCAAUAGGGCGGGGUGGGGGGGAGAGGGUAGUUCAAGUGUAAAUGUUUACUCAAGGAUGUUCUUUUAGCAAGGAAAAAAAUGGACAAAGUGUGCUCUUUAAUAUGCCUUGACACGUACUUACCUUAAUGUGGUAUUGUAGAGCAAGGUUGUUAUCAUACUGACUUUGCAAUUUCAAAAAGUAUUGCACCAAUCUGUUUCUUUUGAAAACGUUUUAAUAUGAUAAAAUGAAAACCUAAAGAAUUUAAUCUCUACAGUGUGACACUGUGGGCAGCAGCUGUGACUUGCAACCCCACCCUGCAAGCCAGGAGGGUACAGCACUUUCAAUAGAGCUUUCAUUUUUUUUUGGAGGUGCCCUGGUCGUGCCCUCUUGUUUACAGACUUUCGAGGGGAAAUGUUUACUCUUCCAUCAUUCAUAAAAAUGAAAAAAAGGAAAAAAAUUAAAAAUAUUUUAAAAAAAAAAUUGCAGAUGAAGAUGUUCUAUCUCUGGGAAUAUUGAACAGUGUUUUGACCAUGUUCUUUUUUUUUCUAUUCCUCUAUAUCCUGAAACGAGAGAGAGCAUGGUUCUCAGGAAAUAGUUCCCCCCUCCCCGCCUCCGACACAGUAGAAACUCCUGGUAGAUUUGUGUAGGAAACCCCCAACUUUAGCACUGAAUUAAACUGCUCUGUAAAAGUUACCUUUUUUUGCCAAGUUAAACUGCUUCAAGCUGGAGUUUCCAGUCAUUGCUUUGAAAUUGCUGUCUUUUUAUAGUGAGUGAAGGUGACAUGUUGUAGUAUAUAUACUUUAUUUUUUCCCUCCUUUAUAUUCCCAUUAUUGAGUGGCUAAAUGUAUUUUGCUAUUGUGACUGUGUCCAAUGACUGUUGUACUUAAAAAGAGAAACCGGCUGAGAUCUGUAACUAUGCAUACUGUAACCAGCUCUGGUUUACAGAAUCAUAUCGUUCAUCUGUAAGAGGGUGUUUUUAAUGUAAAAGUUUGCAUAUGAGUCCUACAGAAAACAAAUUACACUUUUUUUUUGUUUUAUUGCCACUAAAUGUAUUCAUUUGUGCUUGUACGGAGAGCAGAUAAACCAGGACACAAUUUUAACACUGCAGACAAUGCCACCAUUUCAUUGCCUUCAUUAUAACUGUCUGUUGGAAGAUGCAAACAAGUCAGUGGCUUUUUAACUGUUUACAAAUAGAAUGUGAUUGUAAAAUGUAUAAUUUGGUUGUGUUGAAUUAUGAAGUUACUUCAAAUAUUAAUAAAUCAUGACUUUUUUGGCUGCUCA
Molecule: messenger RNA, 8079 nt
Organism: Stegostoma tigrinum
Lineage: Eukaryota; Metazoa; Chordata; Chondrichthyes; Orectolobiformes; Stegostomatidae
Product: trinucleotide repeat-containing gene 6A protein-like
Exons: 25
Coding region: 399-6440 (2013 amino acids)
Biological process (GO): positive regulation of nuclear-transcribed mRNA poly(A) tail shortening; miRNA-mediated post-transcriptional gene silencing
Cellular component (GO): P-body; nucleoplasm
Molecular function (GO): nucleic acid binding
Source: RefSeq, a predicted model, not a curated record